This is a messenger RNA of Drosophila persimilis, 1722 nucleotides long. RefSeq lists its product as uncharacterized. The coding region runs from base 63 to 1376 and encodes 437 amino acids. The transcript is spliced from 2 exons. Lineage: Eukaryota; Metazoa; Arthropoda; Insecta; Diptera; Drosophilidae. The record is from RefSeq and is a predicted model, not a curated record.
AUUUAAAAGCCUUCAAAAUUAAUAAAAACGCGCAAUCAGCUGGCCGCAAGUCGUUGACUAAAAUGGCUAUACAACUUGAUAAAAUUCUGGCAGACAUUGCCAAGGAGAAAGCGUUACAUCCAAACAAUGGCGGAGCUACCAAACAGGAGCAAGAAGACGCUUGGGGCAGGAUUGGGCGGCUCAACAAGCUUUCUGUGCACGAGUCGCGCUCCAUUUUUAUUGUGCUGCAGAAGAAGUACGAGCAGGAGAAGAUCAAGGGAAAUUCGACGUGGAAGCUAUUCAAUGUGAUGCACCAAAUACAUCAGGAACCCAAAGCGGCCGAGAAAGAAGAAGAUGACCAAAUGCCCAUGGACGAUGUGGAGGAGUAUGAGAUGCUGGAAGUGCAGGAGCAAGAGGAGGACGACGAAUCUUCCGCUCAUCAUCCGACCAACUCCACUGGCUCUGCUUCUUCAGAUGGGGAAAGCCCAGGCAAAUCGCAUAGCACCGGCUCGCCGGAGAAGGAUGAAAAGGUGUACUCAAAGACUAUAAUUGACACACCGCGUCCGGCUUUCGAAGAGAAAAAGUUGCUCAACACAAUGGCCAAUAACACUCCAAGGGCCACGACAAACAAUCCCGUUUCUAUGGCCGCCGCAGUAUUGCAGAAAAAGGGAAUUACCGUGAAGAAGACUCCCAGUUCGACUGGAGCUGCACUGAAAUCGGCGCCGACCCAGCCACAGAGUAACAGCAACAGAGCAACGUCAUCGUCGCGCACCACCAUCCAGUUGCCAGACUCUUUGAAGCGAAAGCUGUCGGAGGAGUAUUCAGGAUUAUCGCAGAAGAAGGUGGCGAAGACCCAGAGCACAAAACAGACCGCUAACACGGUGGCUGCUGCUUUAGCCGCUGCCAGCGUCCCCGAUCCCACAGUCACUUCAAACGUCGUCCACACAACCACUGCUCAGCUUAUGCAGGUAAAGAAGGAACGGGAAAACAGCCACUCGCCACCACCCGGCAUCAACAUCAUCACCGUGCCGGCGUCACAACAGAUCAACGGCGCUGGUCCAACAUCCUCGACAGCUGCCACCGUUGCCUCCACUUCAGUGGCCUCCACCAACGGCUACUCGCCACACAUCGAAGAACUGGACUUCAAGAACGACAUUAUCUUUGAUUCAAAGCUAAACACAAACUCCAACGCCCCAGAAAUUAUCAACUUGGGUAACUUUGACCAGUCGCUGCCGCCGACAUUUUUCAAGAAUUUGUGCAACUCUUCGCGCCACGAGGCCCUUGGAUUAUAUGUUGCCAAUGUGAUGAACCGAAUCUCGACACGUGCCGCCGCCAAACUAGAGUUGGGUAUCUUGCGCACCAUUCUCGAUGUUCAGAGUGACGAGCUGGACCAGUAGUUCCAGAUAAUAUGAGUAAUAUAUGACCUAUUUAAGUCAACUUAAUUAUUAGAAGUACUAGAAGGUAUUAAUGUAGGGCGGAUUCCCUACUUCCGUAUAAUUUCUAUUUCUAUUUGGAGCCUGCGUUGAGGUGAUGCGUGAAAUCACUUCUACAAGGGCAUUUCCAGCCAUUACCCUCGAUAUUGAGUUGGAAAUUGGUUUCAUCCUUCAAAGUCGCUUCAAUUGGAUAUUUUAAAAUAAUUUAAAACUUAUGUUUACCCGCAGUACGAUUUUAUGACCCCAUGUUCCACUUCAUUUUCAAAUAAGUUUAUACUCUAAUAAAAAUACAUAUGGGACUCACUUGAAA